This is a messenger RNA of Labeo rohita (rohu), 1819 nucleotides long. RefSeq lists its product as uncharacterized. The coding region runs from base 265 to 990 and encodes 241 amino acids. Lineage: Eukaryota; Metazoa; Chordata; Actinopteri; Cypriniformes; Cyprinidae. The transcript has 6 exons. The record is from RefSeq and is a predicted model, not a curated record.
UGUAGAAAUCGAAUAUUCCAGUUUUUAUUCAUGGUUCCACCUCUGAGCGAAAAAUGAAAAUUCAAGCUGAAUUCUUGUAUUCCGUUUUUCUGGAAAAAAUGAAAAAAACGAAAAAGGAGCCGUUUUCUCAUGCUUCGUCUUUUAAUAUUAAAUCAAAAAACGAAUGGACGAAUGAUACACGGACUUGCUGCUCUCAUACUUGGGUUUCAUACUAACUCAUCUCAUUAAGCCUUCAAGACCGGAAGUUUCACUAGAACAUGCAGCAUGUUCCUGCGCCUAAAUCUUCUGCUGCUGUUCUGCUUUGUCAGUCAUGGCGGAACCACCCAACCUGACCUUAAAUCUGUGAAAGGAAAAAAGGGAGGCAGUGUCAAACUGGAAUGUAAACUUGAGAACAAUGAAGUUGUUAAUUUAAUCAGACGGUCAAAAAUCAUCCUUUACUGUCAGAACGAAGAAUGUGAGCCUAACACUGAAAAUGUACAAGGGAUAUGUAAAGGAGGAGCCUGUGACAUCUACAUCAACAAUCUGAGCUUCAGUGAUGCUGGGAAAUACAUCCUAAGGUUCACAAAUUGUCUAACAGAGGAGGAGCAACAAAUCAGGACAUACCAACUUCAUAUUCAGGAUGAGAUUUCCGUGAAAAUCGGCGAGGAGCUAAAGUUGGAUAUUCUUUCCAAUGCUGAAGUUGUUGAGCAUCAGGACAAAACCAGCAAAGAGUGGAUAAAGGUCUGGAGCAGAAACAAAGGGGUUCAGAGUGAUCGAAUGAAUGAUACUGAUGGAAACCUGACCAUCAUAUCAUUUACAUCCAACGACACUGGAAUGUACAGCAUUCUGGAGUCAGAUGGACAGCCCUUAAUCACAGUGACAGUCACAGUAUCAAGUACCGAAUUAAAGGGAAAACAGGACAAGACACAUGAAGACAAAACUCACAAUCAAAUUCCUGUUUGGGUUUGGAUUUUGAUUUUGACUGGGGUGUUUCUGGUGGCUCUGCUCUGAUUGCAUUAGUUGUCAUCAAGAAACGAAAACGUCUGACUAUGAAUGGGAACAAUGAACAGGAUUACACCCCUGGGGUCCAAAUGUAAAAAACCAUACAGGAACCCAGAGCACAAAAUGACAGCAAUGGUGCAUUCAGAGACAACAGAUCUGCAGAGGAUUCUGUCAGCAUAUCAUUCCAAACUGAACCAGCUGAUAAAAUGUCUCCACCUACUGGACAUUUUAGUUUCAUAUUUCAAGUAUUAUUUUAUUUUUUAAAAAUCAUUCCAAAUGUAUAGACCAGGGGUGCUCAACCCUGGUCCUGGAGAUUGACUUUCCUGCAGAGUUCAGCUCCAACCCUGAUCAAACACACCUGAACCAGCUAAUUAGGAUCUGAAGGAGCGCUUGCUAAUUACAGACAGGUGUGUUUGAUUAGGGUUGGAGCUGAACUCUGCAGGAAAGUCGAUCUCCAGGAACAGGUUUGGGCACCCCUGUUAUAGACCAAAUUAGAGUAGAUGUCACAGCUACUUCACUUGCAGCUGCGCAUGCAUACUCAACAAAAUUGUUUUUUACAGUGUCAGCUUAAAAUAAUUUGUUACCUGGCUGCCUUAAAAUUUUAACUGAUUCAACUCAAAAAUAAGUUUCGUCAACUUAAAAUGGUAAGUUGUACUAAGUCACAACUUGUAUAUAGUAUAUAGUAGAUUCAACUUACUCAGCUUUAAGUUUAACAAAAUCACUGUCAAAAUCAGAAUGCAAAUAUUUUUUAUAGAAUACUGUCGUCAAAGACACCAUUUGAAGCUAAAUACAGAUGUUUAAAUGGACAUAAUAUUGAUGAAAACGGCUAUGAUUACUC